AUGGAUAAAUUCCUAAAAAGACCAUCAACGUCUAGUGGGAGUAGUGGAAUAAAGAAAAAACGUCUUUAUGACGACAAUUAUUUGAAAUUUGGGUUUACUGUCAUUGAGAACAAACCGCAGUGCGUAAUUUGCUUUGAAAUUUUGUCAAGAGAAAGCAUGAAACCAUCGAAGUUGGUACGCCACCUAAACACAAAACAUCCUAAUGAAAAAAAUAAACCCGUGGAAUUUUUUGAGCGGAAACUAAAAGCUCUUGAACAUCAAAAAACUGCUAUAGGACAAAUGUCCAACCUAAAUGAAAAAGCGUUGCUCGCUAGUUAUCGAGUAGCUUUUCGUGUGGCUAAAGCAGGAAAACUUCACAGUAUUGCCGAAAAUUUGAUUUUACCAGCGGCUUUAGAUAUAGCAGGGAUUAUAUUUGGCAAACAAGAGGUCGAAAAGCUCAAAAGUAUACCUCUCUCUGACAAUACCAUUCAACGCAGGAUAAGCAAUAUGGCGACUGACGUUCGUGAUCAAGUCAUAGAAAAAAUAAAGAAAAGUUCUUUUGUGUCCUUACAAUUUGAUGAAUCAACGGAUAUUGCGGGUUGUGCGCAGUUUGUAGCUUUUGUGCGUUUUGAAUCCAAUGAAAUAUUGAUGGAAGAAAUACUAUUUUGCAAGGCACUUCCCAAAAAUGCUACAGGUCAGUUCUUGCAUGACAUGUUCGUUGAAGCUACGCAAGAUAUGAAUAUCGAUUGGGCACAAAAAUGCAUUGCUAUUUGUAGUGACGGAGCAAAAGCCAUGACUGGUGCGAAGAGUGGAUUUAUUGCUAGACUGAAAGAACAAAUGCCAAACGCUUGUUGGAUGCACUGCUUUCUCCAUCGCCAAGCUCUUGCAGCCAAAACCUUGCCACAAGAAUACAGUCAAGUUCUAAAUAUUAUUAUUAACAUUGUAAAUUCUAUCAAAGGAAAAGCGUUGCAGACUCGAUUGUUUCGAAUCAUUUGUGAAGAUAUGGGGGCACUACACCGCAAUUUGCUUUACCACACAGAGGUUAGGUGGUUAUCAAAAGGCAAAGUACUGACCAGAGUUAUGGAACUUCGCGCUGAACUAUUAGUAUAUUUACAACAAGCCAAGUCACAUUACUCUGAAUUCAUUUCUGACCCGGAAUUCCUUUUGAAAUUGGCUUUUCUUUCCGACUUAUUUGAGCAUUUAAACAACUUGAAUAAAAGUCUUCAAGGGCGGGAUGAAAAUGUCAUUACAGCAAAAGACAAACUCCAUGGCUUUAUAAAAAAAAUUGAAUUGUGGUCAUCAUCUAUAAAUCAAAACAACUUUGAUUCAUUUUCGUCGACACAGUCUUUCAUUGAAGAAGUCGGAAGCGAGAUAAACAUUAACUCAUAUAUAUCUGGUAUGAAAAUGGUGUUAGAUAAUUUGAAGAAAGAGUUGUGUCAUUACUUCUCAGUGCAAGAGAUAUCGAUUAACACUGGGCAAAGAUGGAUCUUAAAUCCGUUUUUAAAUGCAGCUAUAAAUGAGGCAAAUUUAGCAACUAAGCUCAAAGAGAAUCUGCUGGAAUUAUCUGCCGAUGGGAUGUUACACUUGAAAUUCAAGUCUGAAAAUUUGGAUACCUUUUGGUUAAAAAGAAAAACAGAAUACCCGGAAUUAACAACCGAGGCUUUGAAGUGUUUGAUUCCAUUUUCUACCUCGUACUUGUGCGAGUUGGCAUUUUCAUCAAUGGCCUAA
Onthophagus taurus is the source of this 1707-nucleotide messenger RNA. NCBI's taxonomy places the organism in Eukaryota, Metazoa, Arthropoda, Insecta, Coleoptera, Scarabaeidae. The record is from RefSeq and is a predicted model, not a curated record.